AUGGAAGGUUUCACUGUGCAGAGGUCAUCUGGGGAAGAAGUGAGGGAGAAGGCCAUAGAGAUUCCACUUUUCAAAAUGAAGGACAUGGUACUGAUCCUGUGCCUCCUGAAAAUGAGUUCUGCAGUGCCGGCAUUUCCUCGGCAACCUGGAACCCCAGGUGUGGCUAGUUUGAGCCUUGAGACAAUGAGACAGUUGGGAAGUUUGCAGGGACUAAACAUGCUUUCUCAGUAUUCAAGAUUUGGCUUUGGGAAAUCAUUUAAUUCUCUGUGGAUGCAUGGUCUCCUUCCACCACACUCCUCCUUCCAAUGGAUGAGACCAAGGGAACAUGAAACUCAACAGUAUGAAUAUUCUUUGCCUGUGCACCCCCCACCUCUCCCAUCGCAGCCAUCCUUGCAGCCUCAACAGCCGGGACAGAAGCCUUUCCUCCAGCCCACUGUCGUAACCUCCAUCCAGAACCCAGUCCAGAAGGGAGUACCUCAGCCUCCAAUUUACCAGGGACAUCCGCCCUUGCAGCAAGUAGAGGGGCCAAUGGUUCAGCAGCAGGUGGCACCAUCAGAAAAGCCACCAGAGGCCGAGUUACACUUUGUCCGUUUUGAUUGUUCAGUAAUUCUGAUAUUUCUGAUGCAGCUACCAGGACUGGAUUUUGCUGAUCCACAAGAUCCAUCGAUGUUUCCAAUAGCCCGUUUGAUAUCUCAGGGACCAGUGCCACAAGAUAAGCCAUCUCCACUUUAUCCAGGAAUGUUUUACAUGUCCUACGGAGCAAAUCAAUUGAACGCUCCUGCCAGACUUGGCAUCCUGAGCUCAGAAGAAAUGGCGGGAGGAAGAGGAGGCCCCUUGGCCUAUGGAGCCAUGUUCCCAGGAUUUGGAGGCAUGAGGCCCAACCUUGGAGGGAUGCCCCCCAACUCAGCCAAGGGUGGGGACUUUACUCUGGAGUUUGACUCCCCAGCUGCUGGAACCAAAGGCCCCGAGAAGGGAGAAGGAGGUGCAGAAGGCUCUCCAGCGGCGGAGGCCAACACAGCUGAUCCAGAAAGCCCAGCUCUCUUUUCAGAGGUAGCAUCUGGUGUCCUCGGAGGGCUUCUUGCUAAUCCAAAGGGCAAAAUUCCCAACCUGGCAAGAGGCCCUGCAGGGCGGAGCAGGGGACCCCCCGGGGUGACCCCAGCAGAUGCUGACCCACUGAUGACCCCCGGAUUAGCUGAUGCUUAUGAGACCUACGGUGCUGAUGAGACCACAACUCUGGGUCUCCAGGAAGAAAUGACCAUGGAUUCCACAGUGACCCCAUACAGUGAGCAUACAUCAAUGCCAGGCAACAAAGCCCAGCAGCCCCAGAUUAAGCAUGAUGCGUGGCGUUUCCAAGAGCCCUGAGAGCCUUGAAAUAUCGGCUACUUUCUGUAUGCACAAGCUCCCCAGCUUUGUCCCCAUAGUAUAUCUUUUUGCAAAAACACUUAUUACCCUUCUGCAGCAAAGGCAUUAAAAGCGCUAAGCACAUAUUAAUAAAUACAAGUGGCUAGAAAUAGUA
This is a messenger RNA of Phacochoerus africanus (Common warthog), 1516 nucleotides long. RefSeq names its product ameloblastin (gene AMBN). The transcript is spliced from 11 exons. Lineage: Eukaryota; Metazoa; Chordata; Mammalia; Artiodactyla; Suidae. Gene Ontology annotation, biological process: odontogenesis of dentin-containing tooth. Gene Ontology annotation, molecular function: structural constituent of tooth enamel. The coding region runs from base 1 to 1362 and encodes 453 amino acids. The record is from RefSeq and is a predicted model, not a curated record.